Molecule: messenger RNA, 2110 nt
Organism: Choloepus didactylus (southern two-toed sloth)
Lineage: Eukaryota; Metazoa; Chordata; Mammalia; Pilosa; Megalonychidae
Gene: TLX1
Product: T cell leukemia homeobox 1
Exons: 3
Coding region: 258-1250 (330 amino acids)
Biological process (GO): regulation of transcription by RNA polymerase II; animal organ development
Cellular component (GO): nucleus
Molecular function (GO): DNA-binding transcription factor activity, RNA polymerase II-specific; RNA polymerase II cis-regulatory region sequence-specific DNA binding
Source: RefSeq, a predicted model, not a curated record
CUCUUUCGCCCGGUGAUUGAUGUCCCAGAGUCAACAGCUAGCGAGCAGCCGGAGAGGGGAAGGAGCAGUCUGAGAGGGGAAGAAUACGGCGCCCCCUCUCACUCCCCUCCCCCCUACUUGAGCCCUCCCUGCGCACUUGGGCUCCAAGUCUCGGCGCAACCAGGAGCCGCUGCCGCCUCCGCGCCCGUGCGCGCGGUCCCCCGAACCAAGCCCAGCGUGCACCGCCGCCCGGGCCCCCCCGCGGGGCCAGGGCCAGCAUGGAGCACCUGGGUCCGCACCACCUCCACCCGGGCCACGCGGAGCCCAUCAGCUUCGGCAUCGACCAGAUCCUCAACAGCCCGGACCAGGGCGGCUGCAUGGGGCCCGCCUCGCGCCUCCAGGAAGGAGAAUACGGCCUUGGUUGUUUGGUCGGAGGCGUCUACGCUUACGGCGGCGGGGGCCCGGCGGCCGGGGCGGGAGCCGGGGGCGCAGGGGCUUAUGGCGCUGGCGGCCCCGGCGGCCCCGCGGGCGGCGGCGGCGGCGGCGCCUGCAGCAUGGGCCCGCUGGCCGGCUCCUACAACGUGAACAUGGCCUUGGCGGGCGGCCCCAGUCCCGGCGGCGGCGGCAGCGGCGGCGGCGGCGGCGGGGGGCCGCUGAGCGCAGCGGGGGUGAUCCGGGUGCCGGCGCACAGGCCACUAGCCGGUGCCGUGGCCCACCCCCAGCCCCUGGCCACCGGCUUACCCACCGUUCCCUCCGUGCCUGCCGUGCCGGGCGUCAACAACCUCACCGGCCUCACCUUCCCCUGGAUGGAGAGUAACCGCAGAUACACAAAGGACAGGUUCACAGGUCACCCCUAUCAGAACCGGACGCCCCCCAAGAAGAAGAAACCACGUACGUCCUUCACGCGCCUGCAGAUCUGCGAGCUGGAGAAGCGUUUCCACCGCCAGAAGUACCUGGCCUCGGCCGAGCGCGCCGCCCUGGCCAAGGCGCUCAAAAUGACCGACGCGCAGGUCAAAACCUGGUUCCAGAACCGGCGGACGAAGUGGAGGCGGCAGACGGCAGAGGAGCGCGAGGCCGAGAGGCAGCAGGCGAACCGCAUUCUCCUGCAGCUGCAGCAGGAGGCCUUCCAGAAGAGCCUGGCGCAGCCGCUGCCCGCGGACCCGCUGUGCGUGCACAACUCGUCGCUCUUCGCCCUGCAGAACCUGCAGCCGUGGUCCGACGACUCGACCAAGAUCACUAGUGUCACGUCCGUGGCAUCUGCCUGCGAGUGAGCCUGCCGCUCCGCCCUCGCAAGACCCCAGACCCAGCCAGGGGUUCGCUGAGGCCCGAAAGCCAGGACUUUCCCCAUCCCUCCCAGUCUUGGACUGCACGCGGGAGGGGAAAGCCGCGCCCCUUCGCACAGGUCCGCGCCCUCCCGCAGACCGUGUACUUUCUUUGGAGGAAGAGAAGAAAAGAGAACAUGGGACCGUGACACGCAGCCCCCUCUCAGAUGCCUAUGCGGUCCCUGCCCGCCCCAACUGUUCAGAGUCCUCUCCGUUGCUUCUGUUUUAUUUUAUUCUGAUUUUUAACAUGAGGCUGAGAGAGAGAGGGGAGGUGGGAGAGGAAGAGUUUCUGGGGUCCCCGGGGCUCUCAUCUGAACUUGCCCGGCCAAACCCCUUCUCCGUGUUUCACUCCCCAUCACACAGUCAGACAGCCACAGACCCACUGAAAGGCUAUAGCUCCAUCCUUUAGGCCAUCACCCCAGAACCACACUGAGCGGAUCCAUGGCAGGAUGUCAUGCACAUACAGGAUCACCCUUGGCCCUCACUAUCAGGCACAGGUGAGUGGUGACCCAGACUCAUUUUAGGCAGCUUGGCAUUUCCACUCCACACAAACACCGGGCCACAGCCACACUGUGACAUGUGAUCCCACACACCACAGCCACAAAAGUGCCAACUGGCCUGCCAGGCCCCCACUACACAAGCCUGCCACACCUAGGUACAUGCAACCAGGAUUCCACACAAACUAGGCCCGUUUCUCCAGAUCCUGUUCGUAGGGGGGGUUUAAGUUAUGCACUUACAAGGUGUUUUCUGUGUAACCAUUUUAUAAAGUGCUUGUGUAAUUUAUGUGAAAAAUAAUAAAACCCUCUGGA